This is a messenger RNA of Saccharomyces mikatae IFO 1815, 432 nucleotides long. RefSeq lists its product as uncharacterized. The transcript has a single exon. The record is from RefSeq and is a predicted model, not a curated record. Bases 1 to 432 code for a protein of 143 amino acids. NCBI's taxonomy places the organism in Eukaryota, Fungi, Ascomycota, Saccharomycetes, Saccharomycetales, Saccharomycetaceae.
AUGUCAGUGGCUGGAUGGAAUCUAUUACUCUCAGCAUUUCCACCUGUAUUGGAGUCCUCGUUGGUGCUAGCAGUGGUACUGGCGGUGGGUAGUAGCACUAGUCCUGGCGUUGGUGCUGGCGGUGGUAACAGCACUAGUCCUAGCAUUGGUGCUGGCGGUGGUAACAGCACUAGUCCUAGCAUUGGUGCUGGCGGUGGUAACAGCACUAGUCCUAGCAUUGGUGCUGGCGGUGGUAACAGCACUAGUCCUAGCAUUGGUACUAUCAGCAGUAUUAGCACUAGUCCUAGCAUUGGUGCUGGCGGUGGUAACAGCACUAGUCCUAGCAUUGGUGCUGGCGGUGGUAACAGCACUAGUCCUAGCAUUGGUGCUGGCGGUGGUAACAGCACUAGUCCUAGCAUUGGUGCUGGCGGUGGUAACAGCACUAGUCCCUAG